CUGGGCGGCGACAGUGAGGACGAGGCGGUGGGCCCGGGGCCGGCUCCGGCCCGCACCAAGGAGGGCUUGCGGCGCUUCCUGGACGGGCUCCUGGACGGGCGGGCGCAGCCCCAGCUGUCAGAGCACACGCUGGAGACACAGGUGGCCGAGCUGCUGGCCCAGGGCCGCACCAAGCCCCCCGAGCACAGCACAGCCGCUGCCCGCAAGCUCCUCGUCUUCACCACGGGCUGCCUCACCUACUCGCCGCACCAGAUCGGCAUUAAGCAGAUCCUGCCACACCAGAUGACCACAGCCGGGCCUGUGCUGGGUGAGGGGCGGGGCUCAGAUGCCUUCUUUGAUGCCCUGGACCACGUCAUCGACGUGCACGGACACAUCAUCGGCAUGGGCUUGUCCCCGGACAACAGGUAUCUGUACGUGAACAGCCGAGCCUGGCCGAGCGGUUCUGUGGUGGCCGACCCCAUGCAGCCACCGCCCAUCGCAGAGGAGAUCGACCUGCUGGUGUUUGACCUCAAGACCAUGCGAGAGGUGAAGCGGGCUCUGCGGGCCCACCGCGCCUACACACCCAACGACCAGUGCUUCUUCAUCUUCCUGGAUGUCAGCAGGGACUUCGUGGCCAGCGGGGCCGAAGACCGGCACGGCUACAUCUGGGACCGGCACUACAACAUCUGCCUGGCGAAGCUGCGGCACCAGGACGUGGUCAACUCUGUGGUCUUCAGCCCCCAGGAGCAGGAGCUGCUGCUGACGGCCAGCGACGACGCCACCAUCAAAGCCUGGCGUUCGCCGCGCACCGUGCGCAUCCACCAGGCCCCGCGUCCUCGUCCCCACCCGUUUUUCUCCUGGUUUGCCAGCCAGAAGCGCUGAGGGGGGCGCUGGCCGACCGGAGCG
This is a messenger RNA of Puma concolor (puma), 885 nucleotides long. The record is from RefSeq and is a predicted model, not a curated record. Lineage: Eukaryota; Metazoa; Chordata; Mammalia; Carnivora; Felidae.